Molecule: messenger RNA, 972 nt
Organism: Cyphellophora attinorum
Lineage: Eukaryota; Fungi; Ascomycota; Eurotiomycetes; Chaetothyriales; Cyphellophoraceae
Product: Casein kinase-like protein
Exons: 3
Coding region: 1-972 (323 amino acids)
Biological process (GO): peptidyl-serine phosphorylation; endocytosis; signal transduction
Cellular component (GO): nucleus; cytoplasm
Molecular function (GO): protein serine/threonine kinase activity; ATP binding
Source: RefSeq, a predicted model, not a curated record
AUGACCACAAUGGAUCUUCGGGUCGGUAACAAGUACCGCAUCGGUCGAAAGAUUGGUAGCGGCUCAUUCGGAGACAUCUACCUGGGCACCAAUAUCAUUUCCGGUGAAGAGAUCGCCAUAAAGCUCGAGUCCGUCAAGGCCAAGCACCCUCAACUAGAGUAUGAGGCCCGCGUCUACAAGUCUCUGGCAGGAGGUGUUGGCAUCCCUUUCGUGCGCUGGUUCGGCACCGAAUGUGACUACAACGCCAUGGUCCUCGAUCUCCUCGGCCCCUCCCUCGAAGACCUUUUCAACUUCUGCAACCGGAAAUUCUCCCUCAAGACCGUCCUCCUUCUGGCGGAUCAGCUCAUCUCACGCAUCGAAUACAUCCAUGCCAAAUCCUUCAUCCAUCGAGAUAUCAAGCCCGACAACUUCUUGAUGGGCAUUGGCAAACGCGGCAACCAAGUCAAUGUUAUUGAUUUUGGUUUGGCCAAGAAGUACCGCGACCCCAAGACACACUUCCAUAUUCCAUACCGUGAGAACAAGAACUUGACGGGCCUGAAGGCUGCAACCAAGAAGCAGAAGUACGAUCGUAUCAUGGAGAAGAAGAUGACCACCCCUACCGAGGUUCUGUGCCGUGGCUUCCCUAACGAAUUCGCCAUCUAUCUAAACUACACUCGGUCACUCCGCUUCGACGACAAGCCAGAUUACAGCUACCUCCGCAAGAUCUUCCGUGAUCUCUUCGUCCGAGAAUCCUUCCAGUAUGACUACGUCUUUGACUGGACCGUUUACAAGUAUCAGAAGAACGCCCAGGCUAUCGCUGCCGCUUCUGGCAACCAAGCUCCGGCGGAGGAAGAGGACAAGCCACGAGCUCGCGGCACCGCUGCUGCCACUGGCCAACCCACCACUGCGAAGCCUGCAGCAAUCUCCAGCUCUCGACGCAAGGUCAUCGAUCGCCAAAACACCAAUGAACAAGGCGGUAGUGAUAGGAUGUGA